AUGAUGGUAAUCAUCUUCAGGGCAUUCAUAUGGAUGUACUUCGCAGUGACCACAGUGGCCAGUUCGUGCAGUCUCAUCAUCUUCAACACCCUCCUCAUCAUCGCCAUCCACAAACGCAGAAAUCAACAAAAAUUCAACAAGUACGGCAACAAUUACGUCACCACCAACAACAACCUCAACGAUUACGUCAUCAACAGCAAUAACAACAACAUCAACAACAACAGCAGCAGCGCAACUUCACAAAUUCUGGCAACUACGAAUAACUUGUUGACGUCGUCGGCGCUAACUCUCUCACUUCCGCCUGAGCUCAUCACGAAGAUUGAGAACAGCAUAAAAAAUGAUUUCGUCGUUCGAGGCCACGAAGGCAACAGUGACGUAACGAACAGCAACGAUGACGUCAUCAACAGUAAUAACAUCAACGACAAAAUAAUUAGCAACAACUUCAACAACAACAACAAUAACAACAACAACAACAAUAACAACAACAACAACAAUAACAACAACAAUAACAACAACAACAAUAAUAAUGAUUAUAAUUCUAUUGUUUCGACUUUUAUAGGCGGUAACAUUAACAACACUUAUGAGAGAGGCACGGCAAGAAAAUCAUGUCGCAACAGUUUUUACGAAAACAUGAACACUUCAAGUAUCAACAUUAAUAAUUACAGCAACAAAAACAACAUCAACAACAACAUUCACAACAAUAACAAUCCUAUUUUUAACAACACCAUCGAUCUAGAUUAUAACAAUAUAGACAACAACACAAUGAAUGAUGUUAUAAAUAACAACAACAAUAAUUCCAUAAGCAACAACAACAACAACAACAGCAACAACAAUAGUAAUAAUAAUACCAUUAAUAACAACAACAAUAACAUUAACAACAACAACAAUAUCAUAAACAACGACACACAUAUUGACUUUGAGAGCGCUCCGAUCGUAAGUAACAUUCAAAAACGCACCAGUAGUUACGAUAAUGUAGAAUACAUUAAUCUAAACAACAACACGAAUGACAACAGCAACAAUAACAUUAACAAGAAAUACAACAACAACAACAACAACAACAACAACAACAUCAACAUUUAUACCAUCGAUGCAAAAAACACGGCCGAUAAUUUUGGAUACACUUGCAUAAAAAACGCGAGCGAUAAUAAGUCAAAAAACAUGAUCGAUAAUGAAAACAAAGAACCAAAGAACACAGCAAAGAACAUUGUAAAGAAAACAAACGCAGACCGUAUCUUCGGCAGCAUAAACAACAGCCUCGAUAGCUUGGAUAAUUUAAGUAAUCCCAACGACGGAUUUUUAUACAGCCGAGCCAUCAGUAUAAGUUGCAACACACUCAACCAAUUCAGAUUCGGGAAAAUGGCAAAACAACAACAUGAACCACAACAACAACAACAACCACAACAACUAAAUAGCAGCACAAACGAUCGAAACGUAGACAACAACAACCUCAUCAACACAGACAAAGUGGAACCCACCAGCGAAAACACUUCGCCCCUUCGAUCAUUCAUCUCAAAAUCCGACCAAGAACUCAAGCAAAACGUCUUUCAGACCAAUCUUAAAAAACUGAAAGACAAAAAAGUUCAGAUAUACAGUCUGGCCGCCAUGUCGCUAGCGAACAGGCGACAGCAGAAACAGCAGCACCACAAGCAGCGGGAAGACAUUGCGCUGACCUUGACAUUGAUUGCCGUCGUUGUGGCAAACAAAGGCAUACUGCAUUUAUAG
This is a messenger RNA of Helobdella robusta, 1722 nucleotides long. RefSeq lists its product as hypothetical. The record is from RefSeq and is a predicted model, not a curated record. The transcript has 3 exons. Lineage: Eukaryota; Metazoa; Annelida; Clitellata; Rhynchobdellida; Glossiphoniidae. The coding region runs from base 1 to 1722 and encodes 573 amino acids.